UGUGAGUUGUUUGUGCUUCCUGAGAACACAGCAAAGCAGGAUCCAAUCCGGGAUCCUGCAGAGCUGUCCUAGUAGAUUUUGUACAACGCCACUGGGAAUAGAUCCCUCGGGUUAUUCUUAAUUUCUUACUCCUCCAUCUGUAUUAUUUUGUUCGAGUCAUUCUGCUGGCUCCUUCUAUCUGAGGUGGAUGUGUCGUCUGGUCUUGGCGUGUGCGGUGUUCGCCGCGUGGGUGUGCGGCUUCCUGGGACCUGCAUCAUGCGGUGUUUAUUACAAUGACCGACCUGUGAUCGGUGUUUUAGCCCAGGAGAACUUGGAAAGUGAUCAUGAUGCUAAAGGGUCCUCCUAUAUAGCUGCUUCUUAUGUGAAGUUUUUGGAGUCGGCUGGUGCCAGGGUUGUGCCCAUAAGGAUAAAUGAGACCGAAGAGGAAUAUCGCAAACUUUUCUACUCGAUAAAUGGAUUGUUGCUGCCAGGCGGUGAUGUGGAUAUUGAGGCAUCCCAGUUCACUAGAGUGGCCAAGAUUUUCUAUGAACUAGCACUCAAGGCCAACGAUGCUGCUGAUUAUUUUCCAAUAUGGGGAACUUGUCAGGGCUUCCAACAGCUGACCGUUCUGACCAGCAACAAGAAUCUGCUGACAUUAACAGACACUAAAUCCGUGGCCCUGCCGCUCAAUUUUGGUCCAGGUGCACAGAACAGCAGGAUGUUCAAGAACAUCCCAAAGGACCUCCUUCACUCCCUUUCGUCUGAGAACAUCACAUCCAACUUUCACAGCUGGAGCUUGUCUAUACAGAAUUUCACCCGCAAUGCUAAAAUCAAGCGAUUCUACAAAAUCCUAACCACAAAUACAGACGGGAAGAAGGAAUUCGUUUCCACCAUGGAAGCCUACCGAUACCCGUUCUAUGCUGUCCAGUGGCACCCUGAGAAAAGCCCAUUUGAGUGGAUAGACAAGCCAGGCAUGGUCCACGCCAUGUCAGCCAUUAGAGCCUCCUUCUACACCGCAAGCUUCUUUGUGUCUGAAGCUAUGAAAAGCCAGCACCGAUUUCCUACACAGGCCGACGAGGAGAAGGCGCUUAUUUACAACUACAUUCCUGUUUUUAAAGGCGUGAACAGCAUCUUCAUUCAGAACUACUAUUUUGAUUAGACCCGAGUUGAUAUUUACUACGGAAGUCGUAAGAGGCCAUGCGUUAUACAUUUUUUUUCUCUUUCUUUUCUCGUGAUCACGACUAAAUUUGUUGUGAUCUUGACAUAAACACUGUUUCGCUGCCUUUAGAACAAGCUCUAAUGCAGAAUACACAGAAAAGUACUGAUCACAAGGAAACAAUGUUUAUGUCGAUCAUGAGGCGAUUAAGUAGUGAUCACAAGAAAAAUACGUUAUAACGCAAGACCUCUUAGAACUUGCGUAAUUUCCUUUCUUUUAUGUCUGUGUUUUUUUUGUCGGACCAGCAGCAUGUUCACUGUAGUCAGUUGCAAAUAAGCGAGAUUUUUUUUUUUUUAACAGAAUCUCACAAUCUAUCACGCCUGAAUGUUUUUAGGGGUCUCUUUUGCACUUUUUUUGCUUCUUGCUCGUUUUAACGAAUUUGAGCAGGUAAUUGUUGCAUGCUUUAAGAUGCUCUUUGUAUGUACUGCAGCAGUCCGAUGUGAGUAGUUUAGCGACACUGUAUUAGAUCUGAGGUUGUUCAGCCUGUAGGUUCCUCUGAUUAAGACAAUCUUAUAAGAAAUCUUGCUCGUAUUCUUGACUCUACUCAUUUAAUCGGCAGGUUACAUUGUUACACCACAAUGCAGAAUAAACAGAAGCAGGAAAACUUUUAAAAGCA
Messenger RNA from Silurus meridionalis, 1811 nucleotides. Its product is annotated as zgc:171566. Gene Ontology annotation, molecular function: gamma-glutamyl-peptidase activity. The transcript is spliced from 9 exons. Lineage: Eukaryota; Metazoa; Chordata; Actinopteri; Siluriformes; Siluridae. Gene Ontology annotation, cellular component: vacuole. The record is from RefSeq and is a predicted model, not a curated record. The coding region runs from base 188 to 1138 and encodes 316 amino acids. Gene Ontology annotation, biological process: tetrahydrofolylpolyglutamate metabolic process.